AUGAACGAGCUGCAUGAUAUUCACUUGGCUGUCAAAACGAAAAAGUCAACAUCCGGCUCAAAGUUUUCCCAAGACGAGAUUGCCCAAAUCCAGUCCGAGCUGGCCAAGAUGAUUGCUGCCGAACGAACCGUCUCCCUUGACCAGCAGUUCUUGAAGAACCUGGCCUUUGACCAGCUUGAGGAACGACACAUGUCUAUAAUCAAAGCCCACGAGGACACCCUGGAGUGGAUCUUCGAUCCUGCAACCGAUUCCACUGACGGGAGAAAGCUUCUGCAGUGGCUCAAACUCGGAAAGGGCAUAUUCUGGGUGUCCGGAAAGGCUGGGUCUGGAAAGUCGACACUCAUGAAAUUCGUGGCCGGACACGAGAAGACACGUGUCCUGAUCUGA
Diaporthe citri is the source of this 387-nucleotide messenger RNA. RefSeq lists its product as uncharacterized. The transcript is spliced from 2 exons. NCBI's taxonomy places the organism in Eukaryota, Fungi, Ascomycota, Sordariomycetes, Diaporthales, Diaporthaceae. Bases 1 to 387 code for a protein of 128 amino acids. The record is from RefSeq and is a predicted model, not a curated record.